CGAUGUCCGCCAUCUUGGUUCGCAUACUUCGGGAGCUCCUUCAAUUCUUAUAGUAUAUCACUGCCCGAGGCAAUUUGUGAAGCCAAGUCAACAAGUAUCAACUAUCUUGAAUCAGUAGUUCAUAAAAUUAGGAGUUUUGUUUAGUCAAGUCCCACAAAAUUAGUAAUCAUCAUGUUUGAAUUGAGCAGUCAGAGUUGAACAAUAUCUCAGCAAUGACGGAAAAGUCACAGACCGUAUCUGACUCUGCGAGGAAAUAAAAAGGACGUAACGUCAUGCUAUAUACACAGUGCCGGGUGGUUUGGCACCUUCAGUCACCUCACCAAUUUCAGAACAGUUGACGUGUGUCACUCGUUAUGAAUGUAUAUUUAUGCUUGUUUAAAUUAUUUCAGUCUAGUUUGAUUAAAUAGAUACGGGACAAGAUUAUAGUGAAUGUAUAUAUGAGAUAAAGUAUCACUCUAAGUAAUAUAGUACAUGAAAUAGCCCAUUUGAGAGAACAAAGUGUUGACCGAAAUUAGUCAUGUACAAUUAAGGCACAGUUUUUAUAACGGAGUUAGAAGUUAAGUUAGUUAGGUAUGGGAUUCUACGAUCUUACUUGAGUGUCUUCCAAACGAUGUUACUGAAACACUAGGUUCAUGUUCACGUGUCAUUAUUACAAUGAUUCUGCGGGUUUUAUCGUAUUAUUGAUUCUUAUUACUUGAUAAACCAAUAUUUGCUAUAUUUCGCAGUUACCGGUAUAUAAUAAUUACUACUUCGACAUUAACAUGGAGUCCCAGUUUAUUAGACCUUCUGAAAAUAUGCUGAUCGACCAUAAUAAACCGAUUAAACGUGAAUUAUUGGAUGUUGGUAUAAAAGGUGGAGUGAAAAGGAGAAACCGUAAAAGGUACAUUUCACGCAAACGCCAUGUUUGCCAAGAAUGUGGUAAAGUAUUUACUACAGCAAGCGACCUCACGAGACAUAUUCGCAUUCACAGCGGAGAAAAGCCAUAUAAAUGUGAAAUAUGUGACAAGAGGUUCACUCAACAAAAUCAUUUGAUCAGGCAUAUACCAACGGUACAUACUGGAGAGAGAAAAUGCUUUUGUGAUGUAUGUGGAAAAGGCUUCCCGGAGAUGUCCUGCGUACGAAAGCAUUACGCCAACAAGCAUGCAGAACCAGGAACAAUAAAAAAAGAAAUCAUUAAACGAUUUUCCUGCCAAGUUUGUGAAAAAACCUUUCGAUCUGAAAGUGUUUUGAAUAAGCACAGAGUUGUGCACACCGGAGAAAAACCUUAUAGUUGCGAAAUUUGUGAUAAAUGCUUCGCUUAUAAAGGAACCUUGACGCAACAUAUGCUAGUACACAUGGGACUAAAGCGCGUUGAGAAACUUUUUUCCUGUGAAAUAUGCGGAGCUAAGUAUCACAAAAAAUGUGAGCUGCGGGAACACAAUGUUGUACACACUGGUGAAAAGCCAUACUCUUGUGACUUUUGUGAGAAAUCUUACGGAUGGAAAGGGAGUCUAUAUAGACACAAGUUGACAUGCAUUGCCAAACAUGCACGUUUAGCGCCGCCCAACUUGUAAGCCUGAAUCAUCUACUUUAUCAUAGUAUUUAUCGAAGAUUGAGCACACUGAGAUCGGGUUUUAAUUCAUACGUAAGGUGCAUUGGACUAUGAGACCCUACGAUUGUUAAAGCAAUACCGGUGCUGGUUUUGAGUGUCGGCAAUGGAGCCCUAUCUGAAACAUAUACCAGGCAUAUAAGACCAGGCUCAUUAUCGUUUUUGACAAAAAUGAAUUUAAAGUGAGCUUUAUGAUCCCCAAAAUACCGUACGUUACGAGAGUCGUAGGUCACUUUUGUUUUUAGUGCUUACCUCACUUAAUAGUGUCCUGACUAGUUGUUUUUGUUUAACAAGUGACUUCCGUAUCAUGUCGCCGGACAUUGUUUUUUUUUUAAUUUUUCCAAUAAUCAUUGCUCGACCCAAUUCUCUUGCACUCUUAUUACUUAUCGAUUUUAAUCGGUGAGUAUGUUAAUAGGUAUUUGUCUGUAUGUAUGUCUGUUAGAUGCACUCGAUAUCUCACGAAAGCGAGAUUGAAUCUGCUCCAGAUUUUGCAUGUG
This is a messenger RNA of Styela clava, 2085 nucleotides long. The record is from RefSeq and is a predicted model, not a curated record. Lineage: Eukaryota; Metazoa; Chordata; Ascidiacea; Stolidobranchia; Styelidae.